AUGCCCUCCAAAAGGCCCUGCCUUCCCCAGCCAUCCCUCUGGAGAGUGCAUUUUGCAGAGACAAACAGGAAACCCCAGCAGGCCAACCAUUACUGCUGCUCUUCCUGCAUCCUGGAUUACUACUGCUGCUCUUCCUGCAUCCUGGAUUACUACUGCUGCUCUUCCUGCAUCCUGGAUUACUACUGCUGCUCUUCCUGCAUCCUGGAUUACUACUGCUGCUCUUCCUGCAUCCUGGAUUACUACUGCUGCUCUUCCUGCAUCCUGGAUUACUGCUGCUGCUCUUCCUGCAUCCUGGAUUACUGCUGCUGCUCUUCCUGCAUCCUGGAUUACUACUGUUGCUCUUCCUGCAUCCUGGAUUACUACUGA
This is a messenger RNA of Microtus oregoni (creeping vole), 366 nucleotides long. Its product is annotated as keratin-associated protein 5-5-like. The record is from RefSeq and is a predicted model, not a curated record. The transcript has a single exon. The coding region runs from base 1 to 366 and encodes 121 amino acids. NCBI's taxonomy places the organism in Eukaryota, Metazoa, Chordata, Mammalia, Rodentia, Cricetidae.